Molecule: messenger RNA, 1698 nt
Organism: Populus trichocarpa (black cottonwood)
Lineage: Eukaryota; Viridiplantae; Streptophyta; Magnoliopsida; Malpighiales; Salicaceae
Product: xylan O-acetyltransferase 1
Exons: 5
Coding region: 260-1600 (446 amino acids)
Cellular component (GO): Golgi apparatus
Molecular function (GO): O-acetyltransferase activity
Source: RefSeq, a predicted model, not a curated record
UUCAAGUCAACAUAGAAAAAGUCAUCAGAAAAGCAAAAACAAUCCACGUGUUGAUGAGCUUAGUGAGAAAACCUCAGAUCAACUUCUUAAAUUGGACAAAUCAGUGAGUUUUAUGUUUAUUAACCAAUGAAUCGUGUGCCAGUAUAUUGUUUCACUCUUCACAGCAACUUGAAAGGAAACAAGACUGUCAUUUCUAUGGCCACCGCCAUUGAUUGUCUUUUUAUGGAACUGAAGUGAGAUCAUUUUCAGAGAAGACACCAUGAAGGAUGGAGGUGGCCUUAGAAGCCAGAGCUGUAAUUACCCCUCAAUCUUGGUAUUUUUUACUUUCUCUAUCGUUGCGUGUGUUCUUUUCAAUGAAAAUUUUGUGGCACUCCCAUAUCCAAGAUUCAAAGGGAUCUUGGAGGAGUACCCAGCAGUUCAAGAAAAUAGCAAUAUUGAUGAUGUUAGGCCCUCAGCAAAGGGUACUAAAGAAAAUGUAAAUAUGGAGCUGGUUUCUGUUGAAGGAGAUCAUGAAGAUGAAGAAGUGGUGUUGCCACGGAAAGAGUGUGAUAUCUUCCUAGGAGAGUGGGUUCUUGAUAAGUUGACUCAUCCUCUAUAUAAAGAAGAAGACUGUGAGUUCCUGACUGAUUCAGUGACUUGCAUAAAAAAUGGAAGGAAGGAUUCAAUGUAUCAAAAUUGGAGAUGGCAGCCCAGAGAUUGCUCUUUGCCCAAGUUCAAAGCAACGUUGUUGCUGGAGAAACUUAGAGGGAAGAGGCUUAUGUUUGUAGGAGAUUCAUUGAAUCGUCAGCAAUGGGAAUCCAUGAUUUGUCUGGUCCAAUCUGUGAUUCCUCUAGACAAGAAGAGUUUGUCAAGCAGCUCAAGUUUUCUCAGUGUCUUCAAAAUUGAGGACUACAACGCUACCAUAGAGUUUUACUGGGCUCCUUUUUUGGUCGAGUCCAAUUCGGAUGCUGUAUCAAAUAGGAAUGGCCAAUCGGACCGCGUUAUCAUGCCCGAAUCAAUCUCAAAACAUGGAGAUGACUGGAAGAAUGUCGAUUACCUUAUAUUCAACACUUAUAUUUGGUGGAUGACGUCUAUUUAUUCAAAAGUAUUGCGAGGAGGAUCAUUUGUUGAAGGCCCCAUAGAGUAUGAUGAAGUUGAGUUGCCAAUAGCAUAUGAGAGAGUUUUGAGGACGUGGGCCAAAUGGGUGGAGGAAAAUGUUGAUCCCAAGCAUUCCUCUGUUUUCUUCAGCAGCAUGUCUCCUACCCAUGCCAGGAACCUGGACUGGGACAAUCCUGAUGGGAUUAAGUGUUCUAAUGAAACUAAACCGAUCCUAAACAAGUCCAAGCCAUUCGAUGUGGGAACGAACCGACAACUUUUUGCGAUCGCAGUGAAUGUGACUCGUUCAAUGAAAGUACCAGUCAACUUCCUCAAUGUAACCACACUGUCUGAAUAUCGGAAAGAUGCACACACGUCCAUUUACACAGCUAUUGAAGGCAAGUUACUCUCGCCGGAGGAAAAGUCUGACCCACUCAAGUAUGCCGAUUGUUUGCACUGGUGUCUGCCUGGACUUCCUGAUACAUGGAAUGAGCUGCUCUACACAUAUAUCAUCUCUCGUACUUGACUCCAACAGAUUACAUUCUGGUUUUUUCUUUGGUAAUUUAAUUUAAUUGAUUCUUAAUGAAAGCAUAUAAUUGCUAUAUAACCUCUGCAGUUUGAUUA